AUGCAAAGCUCCAGUGAGUUAUGCACCGAGCCUUUCAAACUUGGCCAGCGAGUCCACUCAGCCACCGAUUCACGCCGAAUUGGUACCGUUAAGUACAUAGGACCCGUGGAUGGCUAUGCGGGCACAUGGGUCGGUGUCGAUUGGGACAAUGGAGAAGCCAAACAUGACGGAUCGUUGAAUGCAGUUCGUUACUUCCAAGCAAGAUCCCAACUUUCUGGAUCAUUCGUUCGGGCCCAGAAUUUGAGUCCAGGCAUUUCGCUUGUAGAAGCUCUCUAUAUAAGAUACAGAGACCAAUCCACCAAAGAAGAAGAGGAUGAAAUGUAUGUGCUUUCAGCUAGUAACAAAAAGGUAUCUGUACAACUUGUGGGUCAAGAGAAGAUUCAAGAUAAGCUAAGCAGACUUGAAGGGUUGACCGGUGCUUCACUUUCUUAUUUGGGUGUUAGCAAUCCUGGAUCCCCUAAUGAAAUUAACAAUAUAGUGCCAAGAAGCAAAACAAGCCACAAUCAAACUGAUAGACUACAUAAAGAGACAAAACUAGGAGACAAAACUAAGCAAUCUAAGAGGAUAAACCUACAAAAGUGUGAAGAGACAAAGCUUUGCAAAAGCAGGAGAGCGCAGGCAACAACAGAAAGAACACCACCUUUGACUGGAAGGGAAGCUACAACAACACCACAAGGAUGGCAGAAGACUAGAAGAGAAACCAUUUCUAGCGAUGUUGGCACUAUAUGUGAACAAUUACCUUCUCUUGCAGCACUCAAUUUGUCUAACAACUUAAUGGCCCAUGAGAUUGUUGAGCUACGAAUUGAAGUGCUUAAAGAUUUAUUGCCAAUAAUUGAGGAGCUACAUCUGAUGGGAAAUGGCAUAAAUACAAUAAAGGACGUUAGGCUUUCUGAAAAUCCAAUAGCUGAUCCUGGAAGAGGUGGUUUCCCGAGAUUUAUUUUGAUUGCACGAUUAGCAAAAGUUGAAAUCUUGAACGGAAGUGAGGUAAACUCCAGAGUACUAUGUAACCAUUUUUUUUCUUCUUCUUUUGGUCUUGGUGAGGUUGUUGUGGGUCUGACAUACUAUCAUCAACUACACCUCUCAGAUAUGUCCGCUUAG
Messenger RNA from Dovyalis caffra, 1098 nucleotides. The record is from the annotation of a GenBank genome assembly. NCBI's taxonomy places the organism in Eukaryota, Viridiplantae, Streptophyta, Magnoliopsida, Malpighiales, Salicaceae.